Messenger RNA from Mya arenaria, 4215 nucleotides. RefSeq names its product SPRY domain-containing SOCS box protein 3-like. Bases 359 to 1054 code for a protein of 231 amino acids. The transcript has a single exon. Gene Ontology annotation, cellular component: SCF ubiquitin ligase complex. Gene Ontology annotation, molecular function: protein binding. Gene Ontology annotation, biological process: intracellular signal transduction; proteasome-mediated ubiquitin-dependent protein catabolic process. The record is from RefSeq and is a predicted model, not a curated record. Lineage: Eukaryota; Metazoa; Mollusca; Bivalvia; Myida; Myidae.
GGCUGUUUAACUCUAUCAUAAAAGUUAUAAUAAUUUUGGCUUAACCAUAUCAGCUUUUGUAUACAAACUCUUACAGACAAUUAGCUGAGAAAUAUUUGCACUAGCAUUAGCAUAUAUGGAUUUUCGCAGUAAUUAUUAAUGAGCUCUGAAGCUUUCGAGCUGAUAUGAAUCAUUCAUAUCAGUAGCCGGUAUACCAGAGUGGUAGAGCGUGCGGGAAAUAUUGACUUGGAAUCAGUGUGUGUUUGAACAGGGAAGCAGAAUGAGAUUGGAGUUGCUCUGAAAAUCUGCGAAUCGAUACAUUGACGUUUUUUCGGAAGUGUCAUCCUUUGUGGGCAGAAAGCAUUGAGCGUUCGUCGCCAUGGUGCAGUGUCAUUCGGAGUUGGCAGCCCUUAUGCUGCAAGGAUGCGAAGACUACUGGGCUUGGAGCCGAAAGGAGAAAUCCCACGAGGUAAAACUGGUCGGGAAGCGACGUGAGACGGCUCAUUUCCAUCCGAAGUGGUCUAAUGGAACGGCCGGAGUGCGAGGAACGCGGUGUCUGAAUUAUGGAACCCAUUACUGGGAAAUCCGUGUUUCGCAGAGGUUGUUCGGUACCAGCAUGAUGUUCGGCGUCGGGACCAAGGAUGCUUGUCUUCAUAUGGAUUCGUUUGUGAACAUGAUCGGCGAAAAUGAUCAGAGUUGGGGCAUUUCACAUAAAGGCAUAGCCUGGCAUAACGGAAAAGGGCGGAAUUUCACGAAGCCGUUUCGUGAAAACGAAUCUACGACAUUGGGGGUCCUCUUCGAUUGGCAGAAAGGAACAUUGUCGUAUUUCAAGGAUGGGGAAUCGUUAGGGGUCGCGUUUACGGGCCUCAACUUGGUGAACCAAGAACUGUAUCCUAUAGUGUGUUCCACGGCAGCAAAAACGGAAAUGACAUUGUGCCGCCGACGGCGGAUGUACCACAGCCUCCAAGACCGCUGCCGGGCCGCCAUCGUCGCCAAACUAAAGGAAGAGAGACACGUAGACGCCCUUCCCAUUCCGAACCGGAUGAGAUGUUUUCUGAAGGAAACUAUGGCGUAGUUAAAAAUUGUGUGAAUGUGAAUUAGUCAUUGUUUCAAAAUGGUGCAAUUUAUUUAACUGACUGACGAUGGUGUGUCAGAGAUCUAGUCUUUCAUGAUUGUAACAUUUAUUUUGUAUUAUUUGAUUGUAUUUGUCUUUGCUUAUUUGUCUACUUUGGUUUUUCAUACUAAUGUGCUAUAUUAUUUCAAAUGGUUGGUUACGUAGAAUUUUAUAAGUUUUUGUCACAAUAUAAGUUUCAUAAGCUUUUUUUCGAUAGAGGUCGUUUUUUGUGUGUGUUUUCAAAUUAAUCAUCAAAAUAGUAAAAUAAAUAGUAAUGUCAUAUAUAUUUAUUAUUAUAGUAUUCAACUUCAAAGGAAAUGACGUUAAUGAAAAACUUUUCUGAAAGGAACGUUUGACGUCAAUUUUAAAUUUUCAAAAAGCUAAUUAUCAAAAUAAACCGUGAGAACAGCAGUUUUAACGGCUCGCGUUUGAAAUUCCACACAUCAGCUGUUUUCUUUGUUUCUUUAUGUGAAAAUUCUCUAAAACCGUUGCCUAGUAAUUCAGAUCAAUACCCUGCUUCUGGGGUUUCAGCUGUCGUCUGCGGCUACUGAUCAAUACAAAAUGUCGUCUGCCCAUUAAAGGCGAUCGUCUGCUACUGGGUGCGAUAUUGAUUAAGCCGUGCCAUCUGGCAUGAAAUAUCAUCUUUUAUUCUUUUUUUCGAAACAAUGAAUUUUCCCUAUCAUUUUUAUUCAACUUUUCAUAAUCAUUAUAAUUAUUUAAAUAAGACAUAUUUUGAAAUGUUUUGUACUGAUUUCAUUCUUGUUAAAAUACGGUUUUCAUGAUAAAAUUAUUACACAGCUCAUACGAAAGCUAUAAAUACCUUGGUGGUAUAAAUUCUUCUUUGAGAACUCUUUGAAUGCAUUCUUAUGUUUAUUUCUGUUAGUUUUACCUGUAAAUGUUUAAACCCCUCUCACAUACAUGUAUAUAGUUCUAACUUGUAAACGCGUAUGAUGAUACGGAUAGAGCGAAGUCUGUUCAUCAGAACAACAUCUUCCGUCCGUAGGAUGAGAAUUCUAGUCAAUCUGUAAAUAUUUCUGUAUAUAUUGCCAUGGAAACGCAUGUAGUUUAGUAGUGUAUAAAUGUAAUAUAAGACAGACGAGGUGCUAUUUUUGAUUCGAUUUCAUGUAAAUAACUUAACAAAUUUCUUUGAAUUGACGUGGAUGUAUAUAACACACACCCUAAUCAGUCUUAUCUUCGGAAUUUCAGGUUUUCGUGCAAGAGUUUAAACUAUUUUUAGAGUAACUUAUAACUUACUGCACACAACGUUGAAUUUUUACUUAUUUUCUGUUAAAAAAACUCACGAAAAGUAAAAUCAUGUACAUUUUUCAAACAAAACGUUAAAUUUUGAAAUUACCUGCUUAAAAAGGCCAAGAAAAAAUAUAUAUUAAUGAAAUCAAAAUUUUAGUAUGAAUUCAUAAUUUUCAGCACAUACAAUGUGCUUAACCGAAUGUUUUUUAUGUAAAUAGCUUUAACUGCAUACAUGUAUAUAUUUGAAUCAUGUUAUUUAUUAAUGUAUUUAUUCUGUAGCGUAGUAGUAUAGUCAGAAUCUCGGUCGGAACCGUGCAAUAUUAGAACCAACUGAAUUACCAUGGUUACCAUGUAUGUAAUUUCAGCCAGCGUUCUUGUACAUAGUAUGUUUUUUUCCUCAAAUUAUUGAAUAUUAUAUGUGUAUUACCUUUUUGAAAAUAUAGAUGCUCAAUUUGUUCGUGUUUUUCUCCUUGGUCGUUUUAUUACGUUAUGUUUAUAAAUGUACUUACAUUUAAAUCUUAAAAUGUUCUUAAACCAUGUAUAUUCAUCUUUAUACAAUGUCAUCCAUGUACUUUCUUAGAUAUUAUAUAGAUAUCUAAUAAGUAUUGGUACAAAUUAAUUAGCAUCUUUACUUAUUUUCAUAAUUAUUUGAAUACAUUUUUUUUCUCAGUCAUAUCUUUCUGUAUUUCAUCUUAUUUUCAAUCUUUCUAUAUGUUUUAAUUGUUCUUUUAUUGAAAUAUUGGUGUUGUUAAAUAUAAGAAAAUGUUCGUAACAUGACGUUUGUCAUGACAGUGAGGAGGAAAUGAGUCUCAGAAAUGUAGUAUAAAUCAAUAAAUGUUGUUUGUAGUAGAAUUUAGAUAAUAUUUUUCUUUGAUAAUAACUGAAAACAUAUUUGUAUCUUUGCUUAACAACUUGAGAGAACGAACAUCGAUAUUUCAGGAUUGAUUUUUUUUCUUCUUUUUUUCUAUUUUUUCAUUCUUAUUCAUCAGAAGUUUGGCAAUGAUAAAUCUAAAUUUAUAUUUAUCAUAGCAUCAUCGCAUUAGUGUACGAAAAAGAUUUUGGAAAAACAACAAUUUUUAUGAUAGUAUUUUGGCUGGUAAAUGACGGCAUUAUGAAAUCGAAAUUUCACAGAACCCAAAACUUUGAUUAUGUCUUAAAACAAUUAUAGCGUUCAGACAGUGUUCAUACAUGUUAUAUCUGAAAGAUUUUUUUUAUACAUUUUAAUACACUUAAAAUAAUCAUAGACCAGUAUAUUGGAACAUGUAUGUCAAUUCACGGACAGGAAUCCAGGAGCUUUAUAUAUUAUAGUUAAAUCGUGCAAUGUAAUAUUAUAUAAUAAAAAAAUAUAUUCCCUAACUAGAUUAGCAAUUUUCACGGACACUGAAAUCCAAUCUGUACAUAAAACAUAACUAUCGAUUUAUUUUAUCACUUGUAUUCAUUAUUAUUUAAACAAACUUUAUAAUAUAUUAACAUAUGAAAUAUGUACACUUUCAACAUAUAUUUAGAUAUAUUUUGUUUAGUCGUCUAUAACAGGAAAAGGGCCUUCAUUGAAAAAUGUCUUACUUUGAAUACUUACUGUAUACCCCCAUAAUUGUCAAUUUUAAUUUUGAUAACCCAAAAUCAAAAUGUCUCUUGGGAGCAAUGGUCAGUCAAAACUUGUUGUCUUCACAGCUUUUAAAUAUAUGGCUUAAAUCAUUGUGGUUUAUGUCAUUUUCAGUCAAUGUUGUUAACUAUUCGUGUAUAUGCUAUUUAUAAUAUUUAUUAUAAUUUAUUGUUGGAAAUGAAACUGAAAGUUUGAUAGCGAGCAAUUUGAACAAAAUGUAUUUUUAAACUAUUGUGUUCUCUGUAUACAUGACUUGCCAAACAAAGCGGUA